Molecule: messenger RNA, 933 nt
Organism: Formica exsecta
Lineage: Eukaryota; Metazoa; Arthropoda; Insecta; Hymenoptera; Formicidae
Product: zinc finger protein 43-like
Exons: 3
Coding region: 172-627 (151 amino acids)
Biological process (GO): regulation of DNA-templated transcription
Molecular function (GO): DNA-binding transcription factor activity, RNA polymerase II-specific; RNA polymerase II cis-regulatory region sequence-specific DNA binding
Source: RefSeq, a predicted model, not a curated record
CCGGAUCAGACUUCUUUAGCUCGCCAUAGAAAGACACACACCGGCGAUCGACCGUUCCAGUGUUUGGAAUGUCAUAAAAACUUUCCCACUUCUACAGCGUUACGUCGUCACUUAACGCUACACAAUUCGCAAUCACGACCGCUUCCCUGCAUCUAUUGCGGUCGGCGGUUUAUGGACAAGACUAGUCUAGCGAAACACGAAGAAUCACACAUGCCUAAUGAACAGCGCAAGUAUACAUGUGACAUAUGUCAAAAGACCUUCCAUCAUGUAACUGACUUGAGUAUGCACAAGAAGUAUCACGAUCCUGAUAAGAAAUUCGAUUGCGAGGUCUGCGGUCGCGAGUUUAACAGAUUGAACAAUUUGCAAAGACACAUGAUGGUACAUCAACAACAACAAGGAGGAAACGAGGAAAUACUCUCCUGCGAUGUGUGUGGAAUCACAUAUAAAUUUAUGAGUUCGUUGACGAGACAUAUGGUAACUACUCAUAUGAAUCCCGAAAAAUUGAGACAGCAAGCGGAAGAGCAGAGAAGGAAGCGCGAGAAUAAUUACCGAAAGUAUUUAGAAAACCGAAAGAUGUACGAAACUCAGCACUCUACAUAUGGUACAAGACUCUCUUGCAUGCACUGAAUGCUGAUUUAAAAUAAAAUAGCACCGUUUAUAUACAAAUGUUUAAAGUGUGCCUUAACCAUAAACUGGUUUGUUUAUUUGCACAAUGUCUCAAGUGUUUUGAAGUACGCGUAUUUAAUAUCGAAUUCCAUAUCGUACCAAUAAUUGAUGGAUAUACAAGCAUGGGAUUGUGUUACAUGGUGGAACCAUAAAGAUGGUAAAUAUAGUACAUCUCCAGCUUUCAGCAUUAUCUUCAAAGUGUGUGCAUUACGAUAUUCUGGAUAUCUAAAAAUAUAUGUUUAGUUUUAGUCUUAUUCUCGUAAAUAA